UAGAGCACAUCCUCAUCUUUCUUAUUCAUAGCUCUCAUAACUCCAACACCAACAAAAAACUCCCUAAACAAAAAAAAAAGUAAGAAGAGUUUUUCAUUAUUCUCUAACUUUCUUGUUUUAAAAUUAAGAAUUUGACUUCUGUGACAAAUAUCUUAAGAAAGAGAUGAGGAACGAAACGGGUGGUACCAUGGUCGUUGAUCUCCAAACCGAUCCAUAUAAUAGCAAUCACCACCUUAGCGAUAAUGGUCACAACCCGCGGCCAAAAUUUGGUGAUAUACUGAAAUCUGACCACGACGGAAUAUUCCCUCCUGAAGAUCCCAUCAUUAUCAACACCAACUUAACUCACCCCCGGUUUAGCAACGUCUCGGCCUCGACCAUGGGCAGCAGCGGUCCGGCCAGCGGAGAAGGUUCUCCUUGCGUGAUGUCUCCUUGGGCCCGUAUGUCGACCCCUUGGCCCGCAGAUUUUAACGAAGACAGUGUCCUCGAGACCAACGGUCUCAUUGGCUCUAUUGUACGUGAAGAAGGGCAUAUAUACUCGCUAGCCGCUUCUGGUGACCUUCUCUACACGGGCUCAGACUCCAAGAACAUUAGGGUUUGGAAGAAUUUGAAGGACUACACCGGGUUUAAAGCAAGCAGUGGCCUCAUUAAGGCUAUUGUGAUAUCUGGAGACCGGAUCUUUACCGGCCAUCAGGACGGUAAGAUCCGGGUCUGGAAGGUUUCGAAGAAAAAGGCGGGAAAGUACAAACGUGUUGGAACAUUGCCAACGCUGAAGUCCAUGGUCAAGAGCAGCGUAAACCCUAAGCAUUACAUGGAGGCACGUCGCAAUAAAAACUCCGUGAAAACAAAGCAUAAGGACGCCGUGUCGAGUCUUAGCAUGGACGUGGAGCUUGGUUUGUUGUACUCCAGUUCUUGGGAUAGGACGAUCAAAGUGUGGAGAGUCUCGGACUCGAAAUGUUUGGAAUCGAUACAAGCGCACGAUGACGCGAUAAACUCGGUGAUGUGUGGUUUCGAUGACUUGGUGUUCACGGGAUCUGCGGAUGGCACGGUUAAAGUGUGGAAACGUGAGAUGCAAGUCAAAGGAACCAGGCACGUUUUGGUUCAAGUUUUGCUUGAGCAAGAAAACGCGGUCACGGCAUUGGCUGUAAUAUCGAAGUCUUUGAUGGUAUAUUCCGGUUCCUCGGACGGGGUGGUGAACUACUGGGAGCGUUCCACGCGUGUAUUCAUCGGUGGAGUACUCAAAGGGCACAAGUCCGCCGUGUUAUGUCUCACUGUAGCGGGGAACAUGUUAUUGAGUGGUUCAGCCGACAAGAACAUAUGUGUCUGGAGGAGGGAGCCCUCUGAUGGAUCUCAUCAGUGUCUGACUGUUUUGACGGGACACAUGGGACCAGUCAAGUGUCUAGCCGUGGAGGAGGAAGGAGCUUGCCGUGGUAAAGAAGCAAAAGUCUGUGUGGUCAAUGAAGGUGACCGGAAGUGGAUAGUAUACAGCGGAAGUUUGGACAAAUCGGUUAAAGUGUGGCGUGUGUCGGAGAAGAUGGCGACGGGGAGGGAGACAGACGAGCCAGCAGCAUCUUCUGGAUGGGAGAGCUCUUCGUCUAUGCGUGAAGGGAGUGGCGCGUGGAGUUUAGGAGAUUUUGAAUAAUAAAAUAAAAAGGAGUGGAUGGGAGCAUAGUGUGGUUGGUUUAUUCACGUAAAUGUCACGUUGUUGAUCAGUCACAAUGAUCGGAUUAUUGUUUUCAAUUCUAUGACGAUGUCACGAUGAGGUUUGUGGCAAGUCAGCUGGUGAGUGAGUCAAUGUCGGGUUGAUGGUUUUCACGUUAUGAAUUUUCCUAAUUUUUUCUAAAAGAGAAAAUGUUUCAAAAGAUGAAGUUGUAUUAUUAUUAAAAGAACAAAGACUGAAUCAAAGACGUUUGUGUUUCUUGUGUUCUUUGUCGUGGUUGCCACGUUAUAAUUUGAAAAUUUGAUGAGUCGUCAAGUCUUUGCUAGAA
Raphanus sativus (radish) is the source of this 1985-nucleotide messenger RNA. Its product is annotated as protein JINGUBANG-like. NCBI's taxonomy places the organism in Eukaryota, Viridiplantae, Streptophyta, Magnoliopsida, Brassicales, Brassicaceae. The record is from RefSeq and is a predicted model, not a curated record. The transcript has a single exon. The coding region runs from base 164 to 1639 and encodes 491 amino acids. Gene Ontology annotation, molecular function: protein binding.